Molecule: messenger RNA, 1446 nt
Organism: Lolium perenne
Lineage: Eukaryota; Viridiplantae; Streptophyta; Magnoliopsida; Poales; Poaceae
Source: RefSeq, a predicted model, not a curated record
GUUUGCGUGGCCGCGGACGCCGGAUGCUGGUCGCUCGCGUCCUCCCCUUGUCCGCCCCUGGCCCGCCUGUCUGUCUCCCAAAACACAAACCCCUCGCACACAUCUCCCGCCGCUCCGCCGCCAGCCAAGGACCGGCGAUUUGGGAGAGGCGUCGACGCCGGCCACCGUCGCCGACACGCCGGCAAGCGGGGCGGAAGCAUAGGACGCGGCCCCGCGCUGCUUUCGCCGCGUCGUAGCAGAGUCGGAGGACGCCUUCGCCGUCGCCGCUGUCCUCCCACUGUCGCGAGACCUCCCGCCGUUCGCAGCUGCGCCGUUGCCGCCGGAGGUGAGCUCUCGUGCACCGUGUUCGCAGACCGCAAGUCGGCCGAGACGACCAUGGCCUGCAGGUCCCUACGGACGCAUUGGAUGGCCUCCGCGUGCGAGGUGUUCGAUGAAAUGGGCAUACUAAAAUUUGUCCCUCUUCAUCUGUAGAUCAUGGACAACGACGAUGACUACUUCUUCAAGAACUUCAUCGACACGUCGUCCGACGAGGACUCGGACGACGAAUUUUUCACGGAUGCUGCGCUGAUCAUCCACGAUCACAUUGUCUCGCAGAUCCCCGUGCACCGGGGGUCCUUGCCGGGGCGCGCCGCCGCCUUGGACCGCAAAAGAGAACGCGGCCACGACCAGCUCUUCACCGAUUACUUCCAACCCAAGGCAUUGUACACGCCGGCCUUGUUUCGCCGUCGUUUUCGGAUGUCCAGACCGUUGUUCCGCCGGAUAAUGGAUGGCGUCAAGCUCUACGAUGACUACUUCCACGCGAAAGUGGAUGCAAUUGGCAAGGUAGGCCUCUCUUCGUACCAGAAAUGCACGGCAGCGAUUAGGAUGCUUGCAUAUGGUGUUGCCGGUGAUUUCGUAGAUGAGUACACGCGCAUGAGUGAGUCUACCGGCUUGGAAGCGAUGUACAGGUUUUGCAGAGCUGUGAUCGGUACGUUCGGAGAAGAGUACCUCCGGCAACCUAAUGCAGCGGACACAGCUCGUCUGUUGUCAAUCAACGCUUCCAGGGGGUUUCCUGGGAUGCUUGGCAGCAUAGACUGCAUGCACUGGGAGUGGAAGAACUGCCCCUUUGGUUGGCAGGGGGCAUACAGUGGCCAUUCUGAGGGGUGCACAGUCAUUCUUGAAGCUGUUGCUUCACAGGAUACAUGGAUUUGGCACUCAUUCUUCGGAAUGGCUGGCUCGCACAAUGACAUCAAUGUGCUUCAGCGCUCUCCGGUGUUUGAUAGGCUAGCGUACGGUCGGUCCCCUGAUGUGGAUUUUGAGAUCAAUGGCCACCACUACACCAAGGGGUACUACCUUGCUGAUGGUAUCUAUCCAUCUUGGGCUACACUUGUGAAGACAAUCCGAAAACCCAACUCAGAGCAGGAGGCAAGGAAGUUCUUCAUGCACACCGUGAAAUUCGAGAUCUAG